This is a messenger RNA of Brassicogethes aeneus, 3691 nucleotides long. The record is from the annotation of a GenBank genome assembly. NCBI's taxonomy places the organism in Eukaryota, Metazoa, Arthropoda, Insecta, Coleoptera, Nitidulidae.
CGGCGACCACGUGACAGGCUUUUGUUCGUCGUGCGCAGUUUCGCCGGUAGAUGUCGUCGGCGUAGAUCUCGAAAAAUGUUCGGUUCGUCUUUAACCCCAGUAUAAUUUCGCUAAUUUCGAAUCACCCCUUUUAACUAAGUUCGCAACCUUAACAAACCCCUUCAGCGUCGAUCGGUCGAGUUUUCGUUCGUUUUUUUGUGUGCAACGCGUCGAAAGAAUCCGUCGGGUGUGUGAACGGUCGCGUUGGCCGUGGCCUCUGCAUGUUUUGUCAAUUUAGACGUUCUUCAAGUGUUUUCCGUUGAAAUCCGUUUAUUUGCCGCGUUUUCCUAAACAAUCCAACACGAUAUGGACCCCAAAACCAAGUCGGACAAGAACCGCAGCAACGGAGAAAACGAUGCCGAGCCGAAACAAAACUCGGUCGGCGGUGCGCCGCCGCCUACGCCGCUGCACAAGAUCAAGCUGUCCACAGGGACGGUUCAAGGGCCCUUGCUCAAAAAGGACAAGCGCCAUUCUAGCUCCAGGUUCAACAUAACCAAGAACAGGGAACUGGAGAUGCUACCGUCAUUAAAAGAUGCAGCCCCACAGGACAGAGAAGAACUCGUGGUGCAAAAACUCAGGCAGUGCUGCGUUCUGUUCGAUUUUGCGUCGGACCCUCUGAGCGAUUUAAAAUGGAAAGAGGUGAAGCGACAAGCUUUGCAGGAAAUGGUCGAGCUGGUGACCCACCAGAAAGGCGUCAUAACGGAAAUAAUCUACCCGGAGGCUGUCACAAUGUUUGCCGUGAAUCUGUUUCGCACUCUGCCUCCGUCGUCGAACCCGAACGGCGCCGAGUUCGACCCGGAAGAGGACGAGCCGACGCUGGAGGCGGCCUGGCCGCACCUGCAGCUCGUCUACGAGCUGUUUUUGCGCGUGCUCGAGGCGCCCGACUUCCAGCCCAACAUCGCCAAAAAGUACAUCGACCAAAAGUUCGUUCUUCAGCUGUUGGAUCUGUUCGAUUCCGAGGACCCCCGCGAGAGAGAUCUGCUCAAAACCACCCUACACAGGAUUUACGGUAAAUUUUUGGGGCUGAGAGCCUUCAUAAGGAAGCAAAUAAACAACGUUUUUUACCGUUUUAUCUACGAAACCGAGCACCAUAACGGAAUUGCGGAGUUAUUAGAAAUUUUAGGUUCUAUUAUUAAUGGUUUUGCGUUGCCUUUGAAGGAGGAACACAAAACGUUUUUGCUCAGGGUAUUAAUGCCUCUACAUAAGGUUAAAUCUUUGUCAGUAUAUCACCCCCAGCUGGCCUACUGUGUGGUACAGUUCUUGGAGAAGGAUCCCUCUUUAACGCAGGACGUGAUAAAGAAUCUUUUAAAGUACUGGCCUAAAACGCAUAGCCCCAAAGAGGUUAUGUUUUUGAACGAGUUGGAGGAAAUUUUGGACGUCAUCGAACCGGCGGAAUUUCAAAAAGUUAUGGUACCGCUCUUCCGUCAGCUGGCCAAGUGCGUCAGCUCGCCGCACUUUCAGGUGGCCGAGCGCGCCCUCUACUACUGGAACAACGAGUACGUGAUGUCGCUUGUAAGCGAGAACGCCGCGCAAAUUUUGCCCAUCAUGUUUCCCAGCCUGUACAAGAACUCGAAGAGCCACUGGAACAAAACGAUACACGGGCUCAUCUACAACGCCCUCAAGCUGUUCAUGGAGAUGAACCAGAAGCUGUUCGACGAGUGCACGCAGCAGUUUCGACACGAGCGCCAGCUCGAAAGGGAAAGGCAGCAUCAAAGGCAAGAGUUGUGGGUGAGGGUGGAAAAUUUGGCGGCCAGAAGGCCCGAAUACGAAACAAUUAAGUCCAGGAAUCCGGACAUCAACAAUGUGAUAACCAGUCCCGAUUUGGAUGAUGACGUCAACUUGGACAAUUUAGAACAGGAGAACAACGUCGAGGUAAAGCAAAAGGGCGCGCCAACCCAGCAACAGCUGCAACAGCAACAGCUGCAACAGCAGCAGCAGCAACAGCUGCAGCAGCGUAACAGCACCAAACCGCUGGUGAGACGCAAAUCCGAGCUGCCGCAAGACUCGAGCACCGUCAAAGCCCUAAACGAACACCAGAGGGCGGACGAGUACCUCCCCACUCCGCCAGACGUCAACAAGUGCUAGUCCACGCGACACCCCCCUCCCUAAAAAUCCGAUCCCCGCUCCCCCGUUAUUUCAGCACCGCGCGUUCGCAACACCCACGCCGUCUUUUGGUAGCUUAGUGCCGACGUAAGACGUUAGAGGGCGCUUUUGUGUUUGAUCGUCAUUAUUUUUUUAGUUUUAUUGAGAUUCCCUCCUCCCCCCUUUGAAAAAUUAUGUAUUGUUUAGACGUGUCGCGUCAUUACGUUUUUUAUCGAAAAUUAUUAUCGGAGAUGUUCAUCUCUUAGUUGAUAGAGUAUUAAAAAAUCUACUUUUAAAUAUUAGUUACUAUGUUAUAUCCGAUUUAAUAUUAUCACUAUUAUUAUUAUUAUUAUUAUGUAAACCUAUUAUGUUUUUUAAGAUUUGCGUAUUUACUUUCUCACUCAGCACAACGUUUGAUUGGUUUAUUGUUUUCCAUAGAAAGUCGCAAAUUUCUUGUAUAACUUGGGAGAAAAGUUUCAGUUAUCUUACCUGUAGUACAACUAACAAAUAUAGAACACACUGUAUAUAAAAGUUGUUUCCCCGCUUUUCCCUGUACCUACCUUAACAACAGGGUAUUUCGAAAAAAUACAUACAUAUAGCAGUCAUAUUGUAUUAAUAUCAUUUUGUAAAUACUGUUCUAGAAAUAGUGGUUUGUUUAAUUUUUGUUCAUUGCAUAAUAAUAUCGAAUUUUACAUGUUGAAAUAUAUUUUUUUAUAUUUAGUUGUAUGUUUAGAGGAAGGAAAAUUUUUACAAACCAUAUUACCUAACUAAGCGUGCAUGGGCAAAAUAAAUAACCUCUUCGACCGUUACAUCGUAAAUUGAAAACGGCAUUUUUGGAACAACACUUUUAACCAAAUGUCAACAAUUUUAGGUUAUGUUGAUGUCAAGAAAUUGUUACCAAACAUGUCGUUUGAUCAUAGAAUAGAUAUUUUCAGGUUGGAGAGGUCUUUCUAAUCGCCCCGUGUAAAGAUUAUAGAUUUAGGGGCGUAUAAAAUGAGAGUUUAUAUGUUGUUAAGCGAUGUGAACUUAGUUAUAGACAGUGGCCUUUUUUUCAAUACGUAUUUGCAAAUAUUUAAGUAAAAUCAAAAAAAAUAAUAGCUUAGUAUUUUAUUUGCUGCAACCGGUGAACACUUUUCUCUCGCUCAGAAUCGUCAAAGCGUCAAAAUUCGAAAAGAAAAAGUUCCUAAAUUUCGCGAUGUUGUUUUGUCCUGUCAAGGGAGACUGACGUAGACGUUUUAUAGGUUAGAAGUUUGACACUUGGCGUCAAAAUUCUAACCUUAGUUUUGUUGAACAUGCCAUACCCUUGAAAAUGCCUAAAAAUUUGAAAUAUGUGUGGCACGCGCUUUGAUUGUCAAAAAGUAUAAAAAAACGAUUUUUACAAAGUCUAGUGUUUACUCAAAAGUAAUACAUUCAAUAAUUAGGUUUAAGAGUAUAUUUUUAUGUUUAAAAAAAUGUUGGAAGGAAUGUGUAAAUAUGGAUAAGGAGUUGAUAGUCUUAGACAGUAUUUUUUUAAUGUACAGCUUUGCUUAGUCAAUGAUAUAAACAAUUAAAUACAUUUCAUUUAAUAUAA